This is a messenger RNA of Impatiens glandulifera, 2466 nucleotides long. Its product is annotated as subtilisin-like protease SBT4.3. NCBI's taxonomy places the organism in Eukaryota, Viridiplantae, Streptophyta, Magnoliopsida, Ericales, Balsaminaceae. The transcript has 11 exons. The record is from RefSeq and is a predicted model, not a curated record. Gene Ontology annotation, molecular function: serine-type endopeptidase activity. The coding region runs from base 1 to 2466 and encodes 821 amino acids. Gene Ontology annotation, biological process: proteolysis.
AUGGUUUUGAUGUCCCAAGCACUAGGAAGCGAUCUUAGAGCUUUGACAAUCGUCUCUUUGUUGUCGUAUUUCUUUCCAAGAAGUGAGAGUUCAUUCACAACACUAGUGAAACAGUCACUAAAUUCCUUCAUUCUGGAUGACUGUCUCCCAUACUUCCUUUGUAAUGGUGCAUCCUCUGAUCUUGGCAAAUGUGUUUCUGUCCAAGGUUCUGUAGAUAGCAUUUCUAUAGAUAUUGUCAAGAUUGUUCCUUCUUCUGUCCUCAUAUGUCAAUUCUCUCCUUUCCUUGUCGAUCUUUAUUGGACCAUCAGAGAGGAUGAACAUCAUUUCAUCGUCCAUGGUGGUCAGGAAUAUAUAGUAUAUUUGGGAGACUUGAAACAGGAAUCGGACAUCCCUCUCCCUGUCUUGCAUUCAAACUUUCUUAAAAAAGCUUUUGGCGGUUUAAACAACACUUAUACAUCACUUCUUCACACUUAUAAGGCCGAUUUCAAUGGUUUUGUCGCCAUGUUAACGAAGGACGAAUAUCAUCGAAUUUCAUUAAUGAAAGAAGUGGUAUCGAUAUUUCCCAAUAGAAAUAAUUAUUUGUACACUACGAGAUCAUGGGACUUCAUUGGAUUUCAUGAAACGAGCAGAAGAGUAUUAUCGGUGGAGAGUGACAUCAUUGUUGGAAUAAUCGAUACCGGAAUUUGGCCAGAAUUAAAUAAUUUUAGAGAUACAGGACUCGGUCCUCCACCACAUAAAUGGAAAGGCUCAUGCCGAGGACUAAUAAAUUUCACCUGCAAUAACAAAAUUAUUGGAGCAAGGUACUACAAUAGAAAGGGAGACUUCACGGAAACUGAUAUCAAAUCUCCAAGAGACACCAAUGGUCAUGGAACUCAUAUAGCAUCAACGAUCGCCGGAAACCCUAUUAGUUCGGCAAGCUUUUCCGGUCUCGGCAAAGGUACAGCUCGGGGAGGAGUUCCGUCUUCACGGAUUGCCGUAUAUAAGGUUUGUUGGUCCAAUAACAUUUGCGCAGAUGCUGACAUCCUGGCUGCAUUCGAUGAUGCCAUUAAAGAUGGAGUUGACAUAAUAUCAAUUUCUAACGGAAAUGACUAUAAUGCAAAUUAUCUCGACGAUUCGAUAGCUAUUGGAUCUUUCCUUGCCAUGGGAAAGGGAAUUCUGACGACAAUGGCCGGUGGAAACGAUGGUCCGGAAAUUUCAACUGUUACCAAUGUUGCUCCAUGGGCAAUUACAGUUGCAGCAAGCACCAUUGAUCGAAGAUUCUUUACCAAAUUGAAGUUGGGUAAUCAUGCAACUUUUCAGGGAGAUACAGUGAACACGUUUGAUUCAAAUGGUUUCCUCCCUUUAGUGUAUGGUGGUGAUGUUCCAAAUAAAACAUUGAAUAUUUCUGGUGCUGUAUCUAGAUUCUGUCAAAUCAAUUCACUAGACGCUAAAUUGGUAAAAGGUAAAAUUGUUCUUUGUGACCAACUUAAUUCAGGAGCAGGAGCUCUUUCGGCAGGUGCAACUGGUAUGGUGAUACGAGCAAAUGGACCCAAAGAUAAUGCUCUCGUGUUUCCCCUCCCUGCAACUUAUGUUGACGAUAAGGUUGGACACGACAUCAUGAACUAUAUUAACACAACAAGAAAUCCAAUAGCAAGCAUAUUGAAGAGCAACGAAGCUAUUGAUGAGUUUGCACCUUAUAUUGCAUUCAUGUCAUCUAGGGGGCCGAAUACCUUAACAUAUAGCAUCCUCAAGCCGGAUUUAUGUGCGCCUGGUAUUGGUAUAUUGGGAGCAUGGACAAAAGGAGUACAAAUUGAUAAAAGGAGGCUUCCUUAUAACGUCUUAUCGGGCACAUCAAUAGCCACUCCACAUGUUGCUGCUGCAGCCGCUUAUGUCAAAUCCUUCAAUCCCUCAUGGUCUCCAUCUGCUAUAAAAUCUGCUCUUAUGACCACUGCCUUCAUGAUGAAUGCAAAUACAUCUUCCGGACAAGAAUUUGGUUAUGGAGCAGGCCAAAUAAAUCCUGUAGGGGCUAUUGAUCCCGGACUUGUGUAUGAUGCUAGUAAAGAGGACUAUUUACAACUCUUGUGUUCACUAAAGUAUGACAGCAAGCAGUUGAAAAAACUUACUAAUGACGUCAUACCAUGUUCAUGCAUCUUUUUGGGGUGUAAAACUGCUUGGAAUCUAAACCUGCCUUCAUUUUAUAAAAAUGUAUUUUUAUCAACUCCUUUUAAUGUCACUUUCACUAGGAGAGUUACUAAUGUCGGAUCGGCAUCAUCUAUUUAUAACGCCCAGAUUGUUGCUCCACCAGCACUGAAAAUAGUAGUUGUACCGAACAAACUCUUUUUCUCUAGUGUUGGACAAACUCGAUCAUUCAGGAUGACUGUCACGGGAAGACUUAGUUCUAAACAGAAGUUUGUGUCUGCUUCUUUGUCAUGGGUAGACGCCACACAUAUAGUAAGAAGCCCCAUUGUUAUUUUCGCUCCUAGAUAA